Podarcis raffonei (Aeolian wall lizard) is the source of this 4993-nucleotide messenger RNA. It is a transcript of the gene ADAMTSL2, whose product is annotated as ADAMTS like 2. The record is from RefSeq and is a predicted model, not a curated record. NCBI's taxonomy places the organism in Eukaryota, Metazoa, Chordata, Lepidosauria, Squamata, Lacertidae. Gene Ontology annotation, cellular component: extracellular matrix. Gene Ontology annotation, biological process: extracellular matrix organization. Bases 381 to 3281 code for a protein of 966 amino acids. The transcript has 19 exons.
UGGUGCUGGAGGAGUGCUGAGCCGCUGAAGAGAGGCAUCUCAGGGAGACUGCAGAGCUCCUAGCCCAUCUGCCUGACAGCUAUAAAACUGACUCAAGUUGACUUGGGAUAACCGCUAAGCAGCCUCCUCCUUGCUGGAAGCUGAAGGCUCUUGGCUGCCCUUUUGAAGUCUGAGGAGAGGGGUGGGGGAGAAGACGGGAGGAGAGAGAAAGUGUGUGUCUGCAAUUUCUGCACCUCCUCCUGCUCUGCUCCCUCUCAGUUUCGCCCCAGUCCUCCACCGACCAGAGCCUGUUGCACCUGGACCCUUGCAGCAUCUUUCCCCCCCCUGCACUUGAAAAAGCAAGCAUCUGGCUGUCUGGCUGGCUCUCACAUUCUCCAAGGAUGAAGAGAAUCAAGGGGACCUGGGAGUGCAGCUUUAUUGGCGACUGCACUCACCUGAAAGGGGCUCUUGCAUUCGCACUCUUCAUAGGGAACGUUGCCCUGGUGAUAUCACAAGAGAACCUUCAGGCAUCCAACAGCCUUGAGGAAGGCAGCGACAUCACUGCCCACUGGUGGGGCGAGUGGACCAAGUGGACGGCUUGCACCCGGACGUGUGGGGGAGGAGUCAAAUCCCAAGAGAGGCACUGCUUGCGGCAGAGAAAGAAGUCUAUGACGGGGCUCGCUAAUAAAACAUGCACUGGGACAUCAAAAAGAUACCAGCUAUGCAAAGUGCAACAGUGUCCCCCGAAUGGCAGGAGCUUCCGGGAGCAGCAGUGCACAUCCUUCAACUCCCACAUGUACAACGGGCGGACGUAUCAAUGGAAGCCAUUGUAUCCUGAUGACUAUGUCCACAUCUCCAGCAAGCCCUGUGAUCUCCACUGCACAACCAUCGAUGGUCAAAGGCAGCUCAUGGUCCUGGCUCGGGACGGGACGUCCUGUAAAUACUCCGAUUUCCGUGGGGUUUGCGUUUCUGGAAAAUGUGAGCCCAUUGGAUGUGACGGGAUCCUGUUCUCAACUCACACGUUGGACAAAUGUGGUGUUUGUCAAGGAAAUGGGAGCAGCUGCACUCACGUGUCCGGGAGUUACAGAAAGGGAAAUUCACAUCUUGGCUAUUCUCUGGUCACACACAUCCCCGCCGGAGCAAGAGACAUCCAGAUCGUUGAACGGAAGAAAUCUGCUGAUGUUCUGGCUGUUGCGGAUGAAGCUGGCUACUACUUCUUCAAUGGGAACUACAGAGUGGACAGCCCCAAAAACUUCAACAUCGCAGGGACUGUUUUCAAGUACAGGAGACCAAUGGACAUUUAUGAAACUGGCAUUGAAUACAUUGUGGCCCAAGGGCCAACCAAUCAAGAUUUGAACAUUAUGGUCUGGAACCAAAACGGUAAAAACCCAUCUAUAACCUAUGAAUAUACCCUUCUGAGGAAGCCGCAUUCAAAAAACGUCCAGCCCAUUUAUUACACCUUCUCCGAGUCGGACAGUGGAGAAAGCAGAGAGAUUGAUGCAGAAGAGCCUCUGGGUUUUGUUCAGCACAAUGCAAGUUUCUUUGGAACCCUCUCCAAAGAGAAGAUCCAUCUGGAAAACCAGGUGUUUGGAAGGAAGGACACCAUUGAAGACCUAGACUUGAGCAAAAUCCAAGAGACGAAUGAAGUCUAUGAAAGAACAGAGAGCAAUGACUGCGACCCAACUCUGAAGGGCAAACAGGCCAAAGAUUCAAAUGCAACCCAAUCCAAUUACAUGGUGGACGGAAUUGGGAGAGAUUUUGACUCCAGACUUGCAUCCAAAGAAUUCCUUUCUGAAAAUGCUAUCACCCAUAAACUUUUGGAAAAGACAUCAGACUCAAAAGAAUCAGUCCAGAACAAGACGGCAAACAGCAUCUUUUCCCCAAGGGACCCUGUUAACUCUGUUGGUUCGCACAUGGACAGCCUUUAUGUUGAUUAUGAUGACGGUGAUGAUAUGAUCGCUUAUGCCGUCAACAGCAGCUUCCUGGAGCUGAGCAGUGACAAAACCAUCAACACAUCUUCAGAGACUCAGUUUCCAAAUGCCACCAUCUUGGUCACUAGUCCUCAAGGGAACAGAACCCACAAAACAAGAAACCGGUUGAAGCUGUUCCGAAAGGGCCAGAAUAUGAGCCCAGCUGAUAUGUACAGGUGGAAACUCUCCUCCCAUGAACCCUGCAGUUCUACCUGCACCACAGGUGUGAUGUCCACCUAUGCCAUGUGCAUCCGCUAUGAUGGAAUUGAAGUGGACGACAUGUACUGUGAUGCAAUGACCCGCCCUGAGCCAGUCCAUGAAUUCUGUGCAGGAAGGGAAUGCCAACCAAGGUGGGAGACAAGUAGCUGGAGUGAGUGCUCCAGGACCUGCGGUGAAGGCUACCAGUUCCGCAUUGUCCGAUGCUGGAAGAUGAUCUCGCCUGGGUUCGACAGUUCCGUCUACAGCGACCUGUGUGAAUCUGCUGACAUCACCCGUCCAGAAGAGAGGAAGAUCUGCAAAAACCCAGCCUGCGGGCCGCAGUGGGAGAUGUCUGAGUGGUCAGAGUGUACAGCCAAGUGCGGUGAGAGGAGUAUUGUCAGCAGAGACAUCCGGUGUUCAGAAGAAGAGAGGCUGUGUGAUGCUAGCACCAGGCCCCUGGCGGAGAAGAAUUGCAGUGGUGCCCCCUGUGACAGACAAUGGACCGUCUCUGACUGGGGACCGUGCAGUGGAGGCUGUGGACAGGGGCGGAUGAUCCGGCACGUCUACUGCAAAACCAGUGAUGGCCGUGUGGUGCCAGAAUCGCAGUGCAACUUAGAAACCAAGCCACUGGCAAUCCAUCCCUGUGGGGACAAGAACUGCCCUGCUCACUGGCUCACCCAGGACUGGGAGAGGUGCAAUACCACAUGCGGCCGGGGGGUCAAGAAGCGAAUCGUCCUUUGCCUGGAGAUUGUCAACGGGAAGCUCAAAACCCGCAACCCAACUGAAUGUGACGUCACCAAGAAGCCAGCUGAGGACACAACCUGCUUUGAACGGCCUUGUUUCAAGUGGUACACGACCCCUUGGUCAGAGUGUACAAAAACUUGUGGCAUUGGCGUGAGGAUGCGAGAUGUCAAGUGUUACCAGGGGAAGGAUCUCGUCCGGGGCUGUGACCCUCUCGUGAAGCCUGUUGGGAAACAGACGUGCGAUCUUCAGCCUUGUCCAACUGAACCACCAGAUGACAGCUGCCAGGACCAAGCGGGGACCAACUGUGCUCUGGCCAUUAAGGUGAACCUCUGCAGCCACUGGUAUUACAGCAAAGCUUGUUGCAGGUCCUGUCGAGCUCCGCAUUCCUAAGACAGGACCAAAGGGAUCCAGUGGUUCUCCAGAGCAUCCAGCGGGACACAGGAGCAGCCAGGUGCGAACUGGGACAGUUCCUGCCUGUCUGCCUACCCAUUAUGCCACAACAUGGAGAGUAAGAGAUGGACGUCCUGUAAUCCAAGACACCUCCUUCACCUCCCCCCUCCCUCCUGGGUUCUGGAAAUGGAGGGACACAUUGUUACAUUUGCUACUACUGUAGAUCAGAACCCCCCCACUCCAUGAGGAAAGUCGCGUUUUGUUUUGUUUUUAAAAAAGACGUCAUGAAUAUUUUCCCCUUUUUAGCUCUUGUUUUCCAAUGGCUAUGUUGUCUUUGAACUUUUGUGCCUCCCCUUCAUCUCCUUUGCAAUUUGAACAGAAUUAGAAUAGCCCUUUCAUCCCUGGCCCUUGGGAGCACUCUUUCCACUUUCUAAUUUUACACACAGGUUUGCAUCGCAGGGCGCCCUGACCUGACCUGCUUAGCAUCAGGUGAGGCACUCCAUCUGGAGCUGCUGAGAAAGAGAUUCUGACACACUGCUGUAAUGACUGAAACACCGUGGUUUGUUCUCCAGCUUACCGUUUUGCAGGGCGGACAUACGUUCCAUCCAGUUAAAAUGCAGAGAUCAGCCAUCCAUCCAUCUUGGCCCUCCCCUUACGUAAAGGAACUUCCUUUCAGAAAUGCAUUGUUGCCAAGCACCACAUGCCUGUUUUAUCCCUGAGAUAGAAAUCCUUUCUUCUACCAUCUCCUGCUAGGUGAUGUCAGUGGCCCAUCUAGUCCAACAUCCUGUUCUCACAGUGGCCAACCAGAUGCCUGCAGGUGCAACAGCAACUCCCCCCACUCAGCAUUUCCAGAAGCUAGUAUUCAGAGGCAUACCACCUCAGACAGUGGAGGUAGAGCUAAGAAGAGCUUUGCUGGGUAAGGCCACCUAGUCCAUUCUAACAGUGACUGCCCAGAUGCCUCAAUGGGAAGCCCACAAGCAGGAGCCAGGCGAAUCAGCACUCUCCCUAUUUGCAACUCUCAGCAACUGGUAUCCACAGUGGAAGAAGAGCAGAGCCAUCAGGGUUGGUGGCCACUGAUCCUCUUCUCCACCAUAAAUUAAUCUUCUUUUAAAGCCAUCCUAGUUGCUGGCCCUCACUGAUGCCAACAGGUUACAUUCUAGACUUGUAAAAGGCAAAGUUUUCUAAACACACAAACAGCACCACCAGGACUGACCCCAUUGUAAUUAAAACACAAUCUCUCUCUCUCUCUCUCUCUCUCUCUCUCUCUCUCUCUCUGCCUCUUCCUCUCUCUUUGACUUCAUCCUCUUGCAAGCUGUCCCUUUCCCUUCUAUUUUCAAUACUAUUCCCCAGCAGCUCAGCACUUAAGGAGCAGAACCUAUUGCUCCCCAGGCGACUCUAAGCCAAAAAGCCCAUUAGAUAUAAUAUGUAGGUGUCUACGUUUUCAGAGAUUAUUUUAUUUUAUUUUAUUGUGUAAUCAAAUCCCAGACCGUGUAGUCCUUUAAUUAAAAGAAAAGACAUAAAGCCAACAAUAGUUGUAGAGUAACGAAAACAUAACAGCAGCACUUUAUAUCACAAAGAGAGUCACGCUCUCUCUCUCUUUUUAAAAGAUAAAGAAAUAAGUAUAUUUGUUUACAAACAGUGAACUUUAUCCCUGUAACCACAGAAACUGUACCCAUUAAGUAUAUUUUAAAAUAAAAGUUGUCAUAUUUAUA